AGCAAUACAGCACUCUUGGCACAGACUUUUCCAGCCAGAGGAGCAAGUUCCUGACCUUGUAAAUCAAGAGGCUUGGCCUCUAUCAUUCAAAAGGAAUGGAAGAGGCAUCAGUAGGGGCCCACCUGUUGUACUGUCAGAGUUGCAAGAGUGCUUGGGAAUCACAUUAGCAUUUUUGAGGACAUGAGUCUGCCUCAGACUCCUUAUAAAUACAGCCUGACUCAGCCACUCUUUGACUGACACCCUUGGGACAUGAAGUGGAUACUGUUCUUUGGGGCCCUUAUUGGGUCUGGCAUCUGUGGCCGAGAAAAGUUUUUUGGGGACCAAGUUUUCAGGAUUAACGUCAGAAAUGGAGAUGAGAUCAGCAAACUAAAUCAGCUUGUGAAUUCAGACAACUUUAAGCUCAACUUCUGGAAAUAUCCUUCUAUUGGUCGUCCUGUGGAUGUCCUGGUUCCUUCUGUCAAUCUGCAGCCAGUCAAAUCCUUUCUGAAGUCCCAGGGGUUAGAAUACUCGGUGACUAUUGAAGACCUGCAGGCCCUUUUAGAUAAUGAAGAUGAUGAAAUGCAACACAAUAAAGGUCAAGAACGGAGCAGUAAGAACUUCAUUGGGGCCUACCAUUCCCUGGAAGCUAUUUACCAUGAGAUGGAAAGCAUUGCCAGAGAUUUUCCUAACUUGGCGAGCCGGGUGAAGAUUGGGCAUUCAUUUGAAAACCGGUCCAUGUAUGUACUGAAGUUCAGCACUGGAGAAGGCAGGCCACGGCCGGCCAUUUGGCUGAAUGCAGGCAUCCAUUCCCGGGAGUGGAUCUCACAGGCCACAGCAAUGUGGACCUCGAGGAAGAUUGUAUCUGAUUAUGGGAAGGAUCCAGCCAUCACCUCCAUCUUGGAGAAAAGUAUUUUCUUGUUGCCUGUGGCCAAUCCUGAUGGAUAUGUAUACACACAAACUCAAGUGAAACCGAUUUGGAGGAAGACACGGUCUCUCAAUCCUGGAACCCACUGCAUUGGUACUGAUCCAAAUAGAAAUUGGAAUGUUAGUUUUGCAGGAGAAGGAGCCAGUAACAACCCUUGCUCUGAAGUAUACCAUGGAGCCCAUGCCAGUUCAGAAGUGGAGGUGAAAUCAGUGGUAGAUUUCAUCCAAGGACAUGGGAAUUUCAAAUCCUUCAUUGACCUGCACAGUUACUCACAGCUGCUGAUGUAUCCAUAUGGGUACACAGUCAAAAAGGCCCCAGAUGCUGAAGAGUUGGAUGAGGUGGCAAGGCGUGCAGCCAAAGCUCUGGCUUCCCUGUCGGGCACUGAGUACCAAGUGGGUCCCACCUGCACCACUGUCUAUCCAGCUAGUGGGAGCAGCAUUGACUGGGCAUAUGAUAAUGGCAUCAAAUAUGCAUUCACUUUUGAGUUGAGAGAUACUGGGCACUAUGGCUUCCUCCUGCCAGCCAACCAGAUCAUCCCCACUGCAGAGGAGACCUGGCUGGGGCUGAAGACCAUCAUGGAGCAUGUGCGGGACAACCUCUACUAGAUGAGGAGCGCAGCUCUAUCUACAUUUGUCUAUCCCUGUGUACACCCACACACACACUAGAGCCACUGUCAAAGGGAGCUUGUUCCUUCACAAGUGAGUGAAGCCUCUGGCUUUGAAGAGAAUGCUGGUCAGCUUCUCUCCAGCCCUAUUCCUUGAAGUUGGUGCGUCCUGAUGGUGCACUGGGAGGAGCUCUCCUGUCGUCCUCUUGUAUUUUGGUUCUGCCUGUUUUGUUGAUCCCUUUGUGUAUGUCUUUCAUUCCAUAUAGCUAGUUGGGCAGGCCACACUUAGGGUGGCACAUUUCUACCUCAGUUUUGGAACAAAAGGACUUCUGAAAUGAUUCUCUAGUCCAUCCAGUUUAGCCACACGUGUGACCUUACUCUAAUGGGGGCCCCAAGACAAGUGCUGUGGGAGAUAAUGCCUUUCUUUUUUAGAUCAGUUUCAAAGAUGACACAGAACUUCCUUUA
Messenger RNA from Phacochoerus africanus (Common warthog), 1973 nucleotides. It is a transcript of the gene CPA4, whose product is annotated as carboxypeptidase A4. NCBI's taxonomy places the organism in Eukaryota, Metazoa, Chordata, Mammalia, Artiodactyla, Suidae. Gene Ontology annotation, biological process: proteolysis. The record is from RefSeq and is a predicted model, not a curated record. Gene Ontology annotation, molecular function: zinc ion binding; metallocarboxypeptidase activity.